AUGUCGGAUAAGCUCUGUGCAUCAGGAACGGAGGUUCAGCACAGACUUCGCAUCGCUUCCCAUUGUCCUCCUUCUCGUCGCAUUGAGUCCGGUAUGGAACUUUGGACUGCUCUUGGCAAGUUUCCCAUGGAUACUAUCUCCCGUAGUAUGGAAAUUGGUCUGAUCAUAGUACUUUGGAGUCGAUUUGCCUGUGGUUGA
Molecule: messenger RNA, 198 nt
Organism: Botrytis deweyae
Lineage: Eukaryota; Fungi; Ascomycota; Leotiomycetes; Helotiales; Sclerotiniaceae
Exons: 1
Coding region: 1-198 (65 amino acids)
Source: RefSeq, a predicted model, not a curated record